This is a messenger RNA of Triticum aestivum (bread wheat), 1936 nucleotides long. Its product is annotated as putative cyclin-dependent kinase F-2. Lineage: Eukaryota; Viridiplantae; Streptophyta; Magnoliopsida; Poales; Poaceae. Gene Ontology annotation, cellular component: nucleus. The transcript has a single exon. Gene Ontology annotation, biological process: protein phosphorylation; regulation of mitotic cell cycle. Gene Ontology annotation, molecular function: ATP binding; protein serine/threonine kinase activity. Bases 46 to 1131 code for a protein of 361 amino acids. The record is from RefSeq and is a predicted model, not a curated record.
ACUUGCCUCCUGGCGAUCCAAUCUGCGUGCACCGGCACGGACGCCAUGGCAGCUUCCACCGGAAAGAAAGAGGCCGCCUGGCCUGCCACCAUGGCGCGGUACGAGCGGCUGGAGAAGCUGGGAGCGGGCAUCAACGGGGAAGUGUUCAAGGCGUGGGACACCCAGGACAACCUGAUCGUCGCCGUCAAGCGGCUCAGCGGGAGCGGUGACGACGGCUUCAUUAUCUCCGGCCUACCGGAGGUCAUGCGGGAGGCCAUGUGCCUGGGCGCGUGCCGCGGCAUCCCCUCGAUCGUGCAGCACCGCGCAACCUGCGUUGCCGCAUGCCAACGCGAUUCCUUCAUCGUGAUGGACUACGUCGGACGCCUCAACCUACGCGGCUACAUGCAGCGCCGGGUUCGUCUUCGUCGGCCGUUCUCCGAGGACGAGGUGCGCCGGAUCAUGAAGCAGCUCGUGGAAGGGUUGAAGGCCGUGCACGGCGUGGACGUCCUGCACCUCGACAUCAAGCCAGAGAACGUGCUCCUCGACGACGGCACCGUAGACAGGAAGCAGAAGCCCAAGAAGGGGGCCGUGGAAGCCGAUGUUCGCGGCGAGGUCAAGGACGACCGCAUAGUCUACAAGAUCGGUGGUUUCGGGAUGUCCACGAAAGGGCGGGGCAAGAGGCAGCCGGAGGUGAUUAUUCUGACGCCGUACAGCGCGCCGGAGCUCCUGCUGCACUCGCGCGAGUACGACGAUCGCGUGGACACGUGGGGGCUGGGAUGCAUAAUGGCCGACCUCCUCUCGGGCACCGGCGCCUCCAUGUUCGACGGCGAGUCGGACAUAGAGAUGAUGGCUAAAGUGUUUGGCAUCGUCGGCACGGAGGGGAUCAAGGAGUGGUCUGGAUACUCGGAGCUAGCGGCAGACCGGAAAUCGAAGCUGCCGGGUAAGGGGAGCGUCAACCGCCUUCGGGACAAGUUUCCCAGUCGCAAGUUGUCGUCGGCCGGGUUCGAGGUGCUCAGCGGGCUGCUGGAGAGCAACCCGGAGAAGCGGCUUACCGCAGCGGAGGCGCUUAAGAAGCCUUGGUUCGGCAAACAACGACGUGGCUUUGCCGGUUUCUUCAAGUCGUGUGUGGGAGGAGUCUUACCGGAGACAUAGAAUUUACAUGCUUUGUCUUUUAGCGUGUUCUCCUAAAUGUUUGUAUAUUUCAGAGAUACCCUAGUGUAUCAUUGCUUAAGUGUUGCAUUAAAAAGAUGUUUCAUUUAAUUGGCUUAUAAUAUACCUAUAUCAGCAUUGCAGCCUGGAACAGCCCCCGCGUUGUCCCAUCGGGGCGACACGGGCGGAGCCCCAAAUCGCCGCCGCAUUGCUCCCACCUUCCCUCCCUUCCCCACCUCGCCGCCGCCUGUUAGCCCCGCCGGGCAAAGUCUUGGCGUGGGUAGGCGGCGGCGGGACGCCCCACAGCCUCCUCUCCUCCCCAUCUCCCUCAUCUCUCUCCACGAGGUGCUUCGCUUCUGCCUAGAUCUGGGCAGGAUGGAGGUCGUGGAUCCGAAUGGGUUGCCGUGGCCACCAUCUGCCGCUCCUAGGGUUCUUCUUACUCCAAAAUGGUGUUCUGCGAGAUGUCGACCCUCUUUGAUCUGAUCAUUGACGAGUUCCGGAAUACUCCGUCAGAAAUCUUCAUUGGAUGCUUGAUGCCUGUAGAUUACUGGUCGAAAUGGAUUCAGUCGCGUACGCCCGAAUUUCAGCCCGUAUGGCUUCACGAAGGUGUGAUGCGAAGCUUCGUUGUGUGUUGACAUUAUGGGACAUAUCGGUAUUUCGAUUUUCAUGGUGAAGACAGUGGCGGAGAAUGUCAUGGUGGAUGAGAUCCGAGGCCUAAUAAUGGCGGAUCGAGACUUUGAGGCGAUGAUGACUUCGCUUGGGGAUUCGUGACUUGUAGCAGUGGCAUCGACAAGUGAGGGCGGUAACA